GGGCUCAUGUUGACCGUGACGAAGUUUCUCUGCACUUCACCGGUCGCCAAGGUGGCAGCACAGCGAAUGGUUUGACGGCUCGUUGGAAAUAGCCGCCGUAAUUGCGCAGGGGAUGGCAGACACGGCCUCCGAGGAGGAGAGGGAGUUUCAGAAGAUUCUGGCUCUGAUCGGAGGCAGAGAGAGGAUUUUUCUGGUGACUGAUCCGUGUCCAAGUAAAGAGGUGGACGGGGAGGACGCCGGGAUACUGCAGGAGUUCAUCGGCGACAUGUUUCCCGACUGCCUGUCGAGAAACGGACUGCUCCUGUCACCUCCGUCAGCUGUAAGUGCAGAACACACGACGGAGACUGUGAAAGACGAUGACAUACCUCUCACGGCGAGGCCCGGGGAUUUGGGCUCGGGAGCCCGUCCGGAGGUCGAGGACAAGCAGCCAACGCGCAACGGCACCGUUCAGAAGACAGCCACGAGGAGGGCGAACAUCUACAGCAUGAAGCGAACCAUAGACUCUCCUCUCAUCAUAUUCAUCUUCAGGCAGACAUUUGUCAGCAACAAUUCCAACCGACUGUGCUUAAAAGAGAUCCUAAAGGACGUAAAAGCGCGCACGAAACGUGCGAGAAUCGCCCAGCCAGCUUUGAUUGGAUUAAUACGCGCCAGACAGGAGUGCGCCGAGACGCGUCAGUGUGCGCAAAUCCUGGAGCAUCUGAUGCGCUCAGUGUUCCACAGACACUCACCAGAGACCAUGUGGGUCGGCUGUUUCAUCCCGAAGACUGAGGCCCAAAUGCUCACCAUCAAGAGAAACGCCCGCAAAGUUAUAAACUUAUCUCAAACCGCAGAUAAUACCCGGGAUAGAGGGAACCCGCUUUUCUGGCCAUUCCAAUGUUUGUUCUGGCCUCAGAGAAGAGGACUCAGAGGCCAGGCCAACAACUCUCCAACCAACAGGAAACAAGGUGACACUGAAAGUACAGAGGAAAGCAUCCCACUGAAAACCAAUUCCCUGACUGUUGGACCCCCUGUGGAUGGAGAGUCAGCUGGAAGAGACAGCUGAUCACAUGACCUGCGGCUGGAGGCUUAUCACUCUGGACAAUCCUGUUUUUUAAUGUUAAGCUGGUGCUGCCAUGCUACAGAGCCUUACUACAUGUUACUGUUUCUUCAUGUUAUCAAUAUUCCUACGGUUGAGCCACAGUUAUUCAUGGCAUGAAGCGCUGUGUUAAUUGUCAAAUCUGUUGGUCUCUUGUUUGUUUCCACAUGGUCUUUGAUGUACAAUCGUAGUCAGAAAGGGAUUUACUGUGUAUGUUAGGGGGUAACUGUUGUCAGUUAGUCAACCGAACUAUAUUGCAUCCUUGAACACUAGUUUGGCUUUAUUUUGUCAUUGCUUUUUCCUUUUUACACGGGCCUAGAUAGAGAGUUCAUUAUGCCUAGGCUUAAAACUUAAAGUAAAAAUAGUCUUUCAACAUAAUGUAAGGCCAAGUACAGCGUAGGAUUACCACCUAGCCUCAGACCUCCAGUGGCCUCAAAUCUCCCAUGCUUAUUGUGUGUCAUCUGGUCUUUUGCUAAUUUUUAAUGACAAUUUAUUUGAACAUACAUCACCAAAUCUUAACAUCAGCUGACACAAUAUGGGCCUUAGGUGGGGUCCUGUUUCUAUAUAGGGGACCAGCAGCUAUUUUUCCCCCUUAGGCCCUGCAUCUGGAUAGUCCUGCCAUGCUUUAUUGAUGUCAGUUUCUUAAUAUUUCGUCUUUAAUUUAUUAGAAUUAUGUGCCUUAUAUAAUUGCUAUUGAUAAUUGUGUAAUCUCUAAUAAAAAAAAAAUAGAUGAAACUA
Messenger RNA from Acanthopagrus latus (yellowfin seabream), 1813 nucleotides. RefSeq lists its product as uncharacterized. The transcript is spliced from 3 exons. The record is from RefSeq and is a predicted model, not a curated record. NCBI's taxonomy places the organism in Eukaryota, Metazoa, Chordata, Actinopteri, Spariformes, Sparidae. Bases 113 to 1042 code for a protein of 309 amino acids.